UCAUCUGGUUUUUGUGUAUAAUUCACUGAAAAAGAUUCGAUCUGAGACCUUCAAUAAUUUUAGUAGAUAACGAAUUUUCCUUUUUACUCUGUUUUUUUUUCUCACUCUCUGUGACGCUCUGUGGAACUAUUUGAUAGAGAUUUCUGUUUGAUGUGUAUGUGUGAAACAUCUUUGAUCAGUCAAAUUUUAGAUAUUUUCUUAAUUUAACCACAUGGGUUUCUUCUGAAUUUUAUAAAUUCCUGAGCUUUUUUGCUUUUUUCUAUACAGAUUUUUUAGCAAAUUUAGAAACUUGGGUUUUCAGAAAUUCUUCAAAAUUUUGGGUAAUUCUUUAAUGAAUGAACAAUUUAAGGUUAUCAAGAGGAGGUGGAGGAACACACAACAACACCGUGUGUACAUGGGAUUUGGGGUUUCAUCACCAUCGUCAUCAGUACACAGAAGGGACACAAAAACACACACAAGUAAUGGAAGAACAAGGAUCAUUACAACAAAUUGGUGGUUUAAUUGAAUCAUCAUUUAAUUCAUGUUAUACAUCAUGGGUUUAUGAAGCACUUGAUGAAUUAGAACACAAUUUUACAAUAACUGAUCCAACUAUUUCAGGUCACCCUAUAGUAUUUGCUAGUAAUGGGUUUCUUAAAAUGACUGGAUACUUAAAAGAUGAAGUAAUAGGAAGAAAUGGUAGAAUAUUUCGAGGACCAAGAACUAAUAGAAGAUCAAUAAUGGAGAUUAGAGAAGCUAUUAGAGAAGAAAAGAAUAUUUCAAUGAGUUUAUUGAAUUAUAAAAAAGAUGGGACUCCUUUUUGGAUGUUGUUUCAGUUAAGUCCUAUUUUUAGUAAACAUGAUGGUAGAGUUAUUCAUUUUGUGUCUGUUCAAAUUCCUAUAUCAAGGAGAAAAGCAAAUAGCGAGGAUGGGAAUAGAUGGCAAGAACUUGUGCUUGGUUCUUGUAGAAGAGAAGUUUGUAGUGAUACUGUUAUGGAGUUGGCGAGAUGUCGUGCAUUGGAUUCUUUCAUUGAUACCGAUAAUAGAGUAUUGGAGAGGGAAGAAUUAUGUGAAGCAAGUGACUCAGAGAAAGGAAAAGCUCUGACAGCCAUUGGCAGCAUCAUGUCUGUGCUGACUCACUAUAGCGAGCUAACAGGCAGACUAGUCUGUGGGAACAGAAGCAACUCUGCUGUGAUUUGUUCGCUCACUUCAGCGUUAAAUAUAUCUCUUGGUAGAAUCAAACAGAGCUUUGUAUUAACGGAUCCUCAGUUACUGAAUAUGCCCAUUGUUUAUGCAAGCGAUGCUUUCCUGAGUAUGACAGGUUAUAAUAGACACGAAGUGCUGGGUCGGAACUGCAGGUUUUUGAAUGGUCCAGAUACUGAUCCAAAGGCUAUUGGCCAGAUAAAGGAUAGCAUUCAAAGUAGUCAGGCCUGUUCAGUACGUAUCUUAAAUUACAGGAAGGAUAGAAGCUCAUUUUGGAACUUUCUUCACAUAUCGCCUGUGCGGAAUGCUUCUGCCAAGGUAAUGUUUCUUCAUUCUACCGCAAAACUUUAUAAUUUGGAAUGUUCCCAAGUUGAUGAUUUGGCAAGGGAUAUAUAAAUGAAGAAGCAAAUACACAACAGAAUUAGUAGUGCUGCUAAUGGUUUUCUUUAUUAUUAUUAUUAUUUUUUUUUACGUACGUGAAUAUCAUGGUGAAAAGAUGAGCCACACAAUGAUGAAUGUUGGGAUGCUUCCUCUUGUUUUGAUGUCAUGGUUGAACCUUGUUACCAUUUCAGUGAGAGUUAUCCGAUUCUUGGUGUCUUUGUUGUACCCUUCCAUAAGUUACAACUGUAAUUUAUCCAUUAUAAAUAAGAGCAAGUAGACAUGUUGCCCAGCUCCCACUUGGCAUUCUAUCUUUCUAGCCAUCUUAAAAAUAUGUGGUUUUAGGCUGUUGAAGGACCAUAACAGCGUGUUGGAUGUCGUGGAGCUCUAAUUUUCUUUUGUGAGUACAGCUAAACUUACGUCGUUUGCGAUCCCUGAAUUAGCUCUCAUUGGAAAUCAUAUAGCACCGUGGACCACCAAAGUGGUGUUUAACUAGUUUCAGCCAGUAAUGAAAAAGGUGCUAGAAUGUGAUUUGAACCGUACUAGGGUUUCAUAAUGCAGCUUCUUCCUUAAAUACAGAACUCACAGUUUUUGGGAUAGUGAAUGUUGGAUCAGAGUUCUCUUUAUGGCAUCUACAUGACUCAUAAACCAUUACGUGCAUGUGUAAUGUAUUGAAUAAUACUAACUUAAUGCUUUCAUCUCACUUUUUCU
Molecule: messenger RNA, 2267 nt
Organism: Papaver somniferum (opium poppy)
Lineage: Eukaryota; Viridiplantae; Streptophyta; Magnoliopsida; Ranunculales; Papaveraceae
Product: protein TWIN LOV 1-like
Exons: 7
Coding region: 336-1574 (412 amino acids)
Cellular component (GO): nucleus
Source: RefSeq, a predicted model, not a curated record